AUGGAGAAGCCAUCCGAGCCUGUGGCUGGCCAAGGCGUUGCUACAGGCUUCACCUACAUCAAGCCUCAGCUUCGAAAGCCGCACGAUCCCGCUGUCAAAUUUGAAGAGUAUCAUUACUAUGCGCACAAGACGCGGACCGAGGAGGAGACGUACGUGGCGCCGACGACAAAAUGGCGGGAACUGCUGUUCAAGAAAAAGGACAAGCAGGGCCAAGACGACCAUCCUGAGGCGCAUAUGCCCUCGGAACGGGAGCUCACGAGUCGAACAAAUAGGAUUGAGAUUACUGAUGAGGAAUGGACCAAUGCUAGCCGUGCAUAUAGAACGGCUUCUGUAGGUGCUUGCUUCUAUUUGAUCACGACGGAUAUCAUGGGGCCUUAUGGAGUUGGCUUUGCCAUGGGCACCCUAGGAUGGGGACCAGGCAUCGCCUUCUACACCAUCUUCGGCUUCAUGGCUGGCUAUAGCGGAUACCUCAUCUGGCGGGUAUAUCUUGGGGUGGACAGUUAUCAAUUCCCGGCCAGAAACUAUGGCGAUCUUGGCUUCCGAACUUGGGGUACAACCAUGCGCCAUCUCACCAAUGUGCUGCAGGCCCUGGGACUUUUGCUGCUUCUCGGCCAAGUUACCAUUCAGUUUGGCCAGAACAUUUCCGAAAUGUCCAGGUUCAAGUUGUGCUAUGUAGUCUGUCCCGUGCUGUUUGUAUGCGUCGGUUUCUUCCUCACCCAAAUCCGAACUCUGCGAAACUACGGAAUAGUGGCCAACUUGGCUGUUUGGUUGAACUUGCUUGUCAUUUUCAUCACCAUGGGCGUCAUUGCGCAUUCUCCUCCAAACUAUGCCAUUGCCACACUAGGUUCGGCCGGUAGUGCGGUAGAUCCGUCAACCAUCACAAAAGGCCCGGAUGGAAAGUAUCCCCCGGUCAUGCACUACAAUGGACUUCCGCCAAAUGGACUUGUCGGCUCCAUCAACGGCUUGUUGUCUGGAGUCUUGGCAUAUGCCGGCGCGCAGCUCUUUGUUGAGUUUCUCGCCGAGAUGAGACGGCCGCGAGACUUCCUCAAAGCCAUGUGGGGAGCUCAGCUUUUCAUAUACACCGUAUACCUCGUCUAUGGGUGCUUCGUGUAUCACUGCCAAGGCCAAUACAGCUAUCAACCUAGUUACCAAGGCGUCAGUACAUAUGGAUGGCAGACUGUUGGCAAUGCCAUCUCGUUGAUCAGCGCUCUGAUUGCGGCUGGGCUUUACGGCAACAUUGGUAUCAAGGUCAUGUACAACAACGUUCUCAUUGAUAUUUUCAAUGCGCCGCCGCUAGUCACCCGCCGUGGCAGAUUCCUCUACGCCGCAAUAGUCCCCAUUUGGUGGGCUAUUGCUUUUAUCGUUGCGGCCGCUAUCCCAGAUUACUUUGGGUUCGUCAGUAUUAUCUCAGCAACUUGCUUGCUAAACUUGACAUAUACGCUGCCACCACUGUUUGCGUUGGGAUACGACAUACAACGCCAUGCGCCUCGGGCAGACAUUGGUGAAGGCUUUGAUCCAACGACAGGGGCAGUGCUUCGCAAUGGCGGACGGAUGCAACGACUGAUUCGCGGCUUCCUCAGCGGUGGUAUCUUUCAGGUGUCCGUCAACGUGUGGCAUGUUGUGUAUUGUCUGGCCUCGCUGUCGAUGUGUGGUCUGGGGACGUACGCUGCUAUUGAGGGUAUGAUUGAGGCUUUCAAAGAGCCUCAGUUGAAUUCUUUCUCUUGCGUUUCACCUCUGAAUCUGAAUGCGUAA
Pochonia chlamydosporia 170 is the source of this 1752-nucleotide messenger RNA. RefSeq names its product amino acid transporter. Gene Ontology annotation, molecular function: amino acid transmembrane transporter activity. The coding region runs from base 1 to 1752 and encodes 583 amino acids. Gene Ontology annotation, cellular component: vacuolar membrane. The record is from RefSeq and is a predicted model, not a curated record. Gene Ontology annotation, biological process: amino acid transmembrane transport. NCBI's taxonomy places the organism in Eukaryota, Fungi, Ascomycota, Sordariomycetes, Hypocreales, Clavicipitaceae. The transcript is spliced from 4 exons.